This is a messenger RNA of Nelumbo nucifera (sacred lotus), 2091 nucleotides long. Its product is annotated as AT-hook motif nuclear-localized protein 10-like. NCBI's taxonomy places the organism in Eukaryota, Viridiplantae, Streptophyta, Magnoliopsida, Proteales, Nelumbonaceae. Gene Ontology annotation, molecular function: minor groove of adenine-thymine-rich DNA binding. The record is from RefSeq and is a predicted model, not a curated record.
AUAAAAUAUAAUUUUAUUUACGUAGAUUGAAAUAAAAUCAUGAUUACCAUAUCCCGCAUGUUUUUUCCAUCCAGGGAAGGUAAUGGUCGGUGGCCAAAAGAAGAAAGGCGAGAAACUCGUUUAAACCCCAAAUCGGAGACGUCUCUCCUGCUUUAAACCCUAAAAAUCUCUUCAACAUUUCACACACCACCUGAUCAGGUUUGUCGACAGUUUGGUUGAUGUGAAAGAUCACAAGUAAAUUAGAAGUUUUAUAUCUUUCUCUUGCUAGUUUUAUUUGAAUUCUGUGAAUGGAUGCCCGGGAAGCUACAAGAUUAGCUUCAUCUGAAACUCAUGGUAUGAUAGUGGGUCCCAAUCCAUAUGGGUUGAGCAUACCUAAUGGUUCGAUGCUCAGUCCCAACUCUGCAGGGUUGAUGCAGAACAUGCGUCUUCCUUUCAAUUCGGUGAUGAAUUCUGUUUCAAGACCUUCAGAUUCUUCCAGCUUGCUGUAUCAUACCGAUGGGUCUUCAGAGAGUCUGAGACCAUGUGGGUUUAACAUGGGUGAGCCAAUGAAGAAGAAAAGAGGAAGACCGAGGAAAUAUGGACCUGACGGUAGCAUAAUGGCAUUGGCAUUAGCCCCUCUGUCUUCAGUGGCUCCGGCACAGUCGACUACACCGUCAUCUGCUGAACCACCAUAUAAGAAGAACAGAGGGCGCCCUCCAGGUUCAGGAAAGAAGCAACAGAUGGAUGCUCUGGGGGCUCCUGGAAUUGCUUUUACUCCGCAUAUCAUCACUGUUAAAGCAGGCGAAGAUGUAGCAUCAAAAAUUAUGGCCUUUUCACAACAAGGCCCGCAUACCAUAUGUAUUCUUUCUGCAAAUGGUGCCAUCUGCAAUGUCACUCUUCGCCAACCAGCAACAUCUGGAGGCACUGUAACUUAUGAGGGAAGAUUUGAGAUAAUCUCUCUAUCAGGUUCAUUUUUACUUACAGAGAGUGGUGGAACCCGCAGCAGGACUGGUGGUUUGAGUGUAUCAUUGGCAGGAUCAGAUGGUCGAGUAUUGGGUGGUGGAGUGGCAGGAAUGCUAAUGGCAGCAACCCCAGUACAGGUUGUCGUAGGCAGCUUUAUUGCAGAAGGGAAAAAAUCAAACUCAGAUUUGUCAAAACGAGAGCCCACCUCAGCAUCACAGAUGGUAGGCUUAGGGGCACCAGUUGGAACAGGCAGUCCCCCCUCUCAGGGUACCUCAAGUGAGUCAUCUGGUGAACCUGAUAGUCCUCUUAACCGAGGAUCAGGACCAUGCAACAACACUGGCCCGUCCAUUAACGGCAUGCCGGCAUACUCAUCUAUUGGCUGCUGGGGGACAUCUCACUCUACAAAUCCUCAGACAUGAAGAUGCUGACCUUAUUCAGGGUAUUGAUCUAAGUUCAAUAUUUAUCAGAUACAUGUUAACUAGAGGUGUCUAACAAAUGGAGAAGAAGUUCCGAGUGUUAUUUGAUUGACUCCGCUGGUCCAAGUACAAGGUUGCUGAGGGUGUAUGGCAAAUGGCUCUCUGCUCCUACAGAUGUAGGCCUAAUGUGAAUCAUCAUUCCUUGAGCUGGUAAGGCGCAUCCUCACCUGAGAUUGGAACAUGUCCCAUUGAGGACAUUGUUUCUUCAAGUCCAUUUGUUGAAUUUGUUUUAUUUCAUUUAUGUGAACUUUGGCUGUUACAUGUUCUCAUACCGGCAGAUGUAGUUCAUUUUGUGAUAGGUUUCAUGGUAAUUUUUUUAAUUCACCUACUUAAUCUUCAGAAUUGUAGGCUUCACUCAAACCCAUGUUUGAGUUCCAAAUGCUGCAAAUGGCCUGGAUUUAUUUGUGGUUGUAGCUCUUUAGGGUAUGAUAGGCCUUGCAGUUUUGGUUUUGGUUCUUACAUGCGCAGGUUAUUUUUUGGUAUUAUAUGGUAGGUGAACUUCUAGAUUUCAUUGAGUUGUUUGAUUCUUGUAUUAUGGAGUUCGAAGUGCUUUUAUUGGUGGUUUAGGGAUGUAUUCGGAAACCAAGGGACAGUUUGUUGACAGCUGAAGUGGCUGAACUGAAAAACUUUUUACUUUGUCUUUUAGUGAAUAAGAUUUUAAGGAGGUUGUAUA